Messenger RNA from Paramuricea clavata, 2710 nucleotides. The record is from the annotation of a GenBank genome assembly. Lineage: Eukaryota; Metazoa; Cnidaria; Anthozoa; Malacalcyonacea; Plexauridae.
AUGUACGAUUAUCGUGAAUAUCGAUUCAGAAACGAGGGUCUUGAAAUGUGCGCUUCCAAUGAUUCAAAAGUCCAGGCUCUUUGGAAAACUCGGAAUUCGUGGGAAAAGUUUAAUGACCAGUAUAAAUGCCGCGGAUUUGUUAAAAAUAUACAUGCAUGGGACUACGCUCUGACUAAGCAGUUCACUGUCUAUUUGGCAGAUAACGGUCAAUAUUUCACAAGAAAUGACUAUGCGGUUAUACACGGAAAACCUAAUGUAUGCGAAGAAAAGUUACGACCCAGAAUAAAUGAGUAUACCCAGGAAGAUCUAUUAAUGUGCAACGAUUCAAUCAUCAAUAUAAAAUACGAUGUUGAAUACAAAGUUCGGACUGACUUUUCAAUACUCUAUAAGAACAAGGUCAACAAGGUGUACGAUUACACUGAGUAUCGAGUUCUGGAUGAUGGCAUAAAGAUUUGUAACUCCACUGACAACUACGUAAGGAAUAUUUGGAAACUACGUAAUGCCUGGGUAAAGGAGAAAAUGCAUUACAAAAGCUGUAAUAAACCCAUGAGCAUCUAUAAGUUCCGCCAAAAGUUUUAUACUGUUCGUAAGGAUUUUAGCGUUCUCAUGCUUUUGCCAACAUAUCAGGUGAUAGCAAAGUACGAUUAUGGUGUGUUUGAAGGUAAACUUAGAAUAUGUGAAGAAAAAUUCAUAAAGUUUUCUCGCGUAAAAGACUAUGGCGCAGCUGAAGUAGCCUGCGUGCAGGCCCAAGGGAACUUGAUAGUGGGCCUGCAACCAUCACCCCAUGUUUUCGAUUUUCGCCGGCCGAACCGCCGGCUAAAUUCCCAUUGGCUAGCUGAGGCGAUCGGUAAUUAAUUAACCUAGCCCAUUGUGCAGGCACAAGGGAACAGUGAUUCAUCACAAAGGCAUAGACAAAGGCUCUCGAUAAGCUUAAAAUUUGAAAAUUGAUCACUUUUUUCGAUUACAAAUGGAACAAGAACAGACUGUUUAUUGUUUACUUGAAGGAAGACAUGUUUUGCCGUUAUGCCAAUGGGGAUUGCUUGUCGUGAGGUGUUGGAAUAGCAAAUUACGACUGGGGUAAACUAUAGUAACCUUUACUUGAGUUUCAUUAAUUUCAAACAGACUUCAGUUGAUACGUUAUGUGUUCUCACUUCCUCAAGAAAAUUAUCUUUUGGUUGAUGUUGAGAUGCAGUUGCAUGUAAGAACUGUAAGCCUAUUCGAAACACUUUGCGAUUUACAAGGCUUCGCAGAGAGAGCGAAACAGAAGGCGGUAUUAAAUUGCCGUUUGAAACGAAACGAUCUGGACUCGGAACGCUCUCUUCUUUUGUAGAGUUCUUUACCAAAUGAAAUAAAUUUCGUACUUUCCGCCGCCAACAAGAAUUGCACACACGAUCUGAUAAGUGAGACAAUUUAUUUAUAACAAUGCCAAUGGCGACAGCGAAGCACACAUAAUAUAAAUCCUAAUGUGGUCGCCCGACUUCCCUCAUGAUUUGAAGUUUGAGACUGGUUUUCUGUUGAAAUUCGUCCUAAUUUGCCUGUUCCGAUUUUAGUUGAAAAUGAGCACUUGCAAAUUUGGCAAUUACUGACUGCGUUGCUUGCUUUUUUGGAGUUAAAACGCAGCCAUUUACACAUUGUUUAUUAGUGUUCUGAAUAAGCAGAGAAAACCCCGCAACAUUUUAAUGCGAGUUUGUUUGUUAAUAUUUGGGUGCUGUCAUUGGUUCUUUUUUGACAAUUGACGCGCGAAUGGGGCGUGUUAUGAAAAGGGGCGUAUUUCAAAAUACCGGGCGAUGGUUGCAGGCCCACUAUCAAGUUCCCUUGGGCCUGCACGCAGGCUACAGCUGAAGUAGCAAUAUUAUGCGCUGUAGCGCUUUCUAUUAUUUCUUUGCUAUUGUUGUUGAUAAUUUAUUGCAUGCUUCCUGAACUGCGCACUCUUCCUGGUUUGAAUUUAAUGAGUUUUAGUUUCGCCUUUUUGUUGUUACACACUUACACUGCAGUAUGUGUUGCGCUGUAUCUACGUGUAGGUCAAGUGAUUAAGAUACCGUGUGACGGCAGGAUAGAAAUAACAGUGGGGUUUAUUUUUUAUAGCAUACUUAUGAAUGCUGCCGCUAAUAUCUAUCACUUAAGAAAAACCUUUUGUGGCAACACUCUUGUGAAAUGCAAUACUCUUGUGAAAUCUGAUGAAAACAAGUGGAAAACGUUCUUGAAGUAUAGUCUCUUUAGCUGGGGUGUUCCUGUCAUCAUAACUAUUGUUGGUAUUGUGCUUGUGAAGAAAGAUGUUUUAAGAUUUCAAAGAGAUAGUACUGGUUGUGUCAAGGGUAACGAACUUCCUCUUUGGUUAGCUGUUAUGGCACAAUAUGGUCUUCUGGGUUGUCUUGUCUUGUACAUCAUUGUAAUGUUCUCCCUCACUGCUUAUCGAAUUCGCCAAAAACUCAAAGCAAUCAGGAACAUUGCACAGAAAUCAAAUAUUGUUAAGAAACGCAAUAGUUUUGUCGUAUUGCUUAAGUUGUCAACCACUACUGCCAUAAGCUUCUUUCCUAUUUUGUUUUUAAAGUUCAUGGAAAAAUUAGAUGUUAAAAUCAAACUAACGUUAUUGACAGUAGCGUCUCUUACUGGUGUCUACAUAGGUAUUGCGUUUGUCGUCACUAGAAAAAAUUACAGGUUGCUUAAGAAGAAGUAUUUCCCAGCAAAAAAGAAACCAAUUAACGCGUAG